AUGGCAGCGGACUUCUCGUCGCUGACAGGUAAAUUCCGCGCCAACCUCGACAGUCAAACCAACGGCGGCAACAACAAAGUCAGCAAACGAAACAGGCAACCACUAUCAUGCGCGCCGUGCAGAUUGAAGAAAUUGAGAUGCGACCGUGGACACCCCUGCGAGACCUGCAUCAAAAAGGGCGACACGGCCAGUUGUACCUACGGCAAGUCUCCUCUGAUGACUUCUAGGUCGGAAGCCCUCAACAACGAUGCCGCCUCUACCAGCAAUCGAGGCAAGGCCCAAGAGCGUCUCCGUCAUCUCGAAGAACUCGUCAUGCGAAUGGUCGACUCUGACACGACCGGCAAUGGAAUCGAUGCGCCACAGUCAGCCGAUGACAAGGACGACAUGACGGCGGUGCCUGGAAACACAAACACAGAUGCAAACGCGAGCAUCGCCAGAGAAGGCCAAAUGCAACACGGCAGCAUCGAGUCACGCUACGCCGGCUCGACGCAUUGGUCCGCAAUCCUGCAAAACAUCCAGGAACUCAAGUCUGCACUCAUCAGCCCCGGAUCUGCCGGUGAACCCUCCACCAACCUCGACCCUUCGCUCGACGACACCCUGGAAGCCGACGCCUCGGAGCGCGAAACGUUCUUCGGCUCCUCGUCAAGUCUCUCGCUGUCUCAGAUCCUCGCCUCGUCCCUCCCGCCGCGCGAGCAAGUCGACCGCCGGCUCUCGACGUACUUUAACGCGCGAUAUAUGGUGAUCCCCUUCAUCCACACGUGGCAGUUCCAGCGGCAGUACGAAAUCUUCUGGAACCAACCCCUCGAGACCCCACCGCUUUGGAUCUCGAUCCUCUUCAGCAUCUGCUGCCUGUCCGCCACCCUCUCCGAUGCUUCUGGGUCUGAAACCAGCACGCCCGAAGACCAGCCCUCCCCACGUACAACCUUCCUCAGCGCGAGCUGCCAGUGUCUCCGACUCGGCGGCUUCAUCCGGCCGAAGCGCUUCGUUGUCGAAGCCCUCGCCCUCUACACGCAGUGCGUGUACUUCCAAACUCUCGAUCCCAGCGGCGAAUCGGCCCUGGUAUGGGCUAUGCUUAUCCGCCAGGCGUACCGGAGCGGAUACCACCGCGACAGCAGCCACUUCCCCUCUACAUUCAGCGUCUUUGAAGCCGAAAUGCGCCGGAGAGUCUGGGCCAUGCUGCGCCAAUUCGAUCUCAUGUCCUCCUUCCAGCUAGGCUUGCCGAACCAGAUCCCUCCAGGCAGCUGGGACACGCAGGACCCUCGCAAUCUGCUCGACGCAGACUUUGACGAGCACACGACCGUCCUACCUCCCUCGAGACCCGAGACCGAGCCCACCCAGAUCCUGUAUUUCAUCGUCAAGUCACGCCUCAUGACGAUUUUCGGCAGGGUCUGCGCGCAUUCCCUGUCGUUUCGCGACGUCAGCCAGGCCGAGGUCAUGGCUCUGGAUCGCGAGGUGCGCUCCGUCCACGCCACUGUCCCCGAUAUCCUUCGCAUCCGGCCGAUGACCAAGUCUUUCGCCGAUCCGAGCUAUCUAGUCAUGGUCCGAGUGAACUGCGAGUUUUUGUUCCAGAAGAGCUUGUGCGUGCUGCAUAGGAAGUACAUGACCGCGACCAACGCGAAAGGCGAAUAUACUCACCCGGAGAGCGUGGCGGCGUGCAUGAAUGCCGCGAGCGCGAUCACGCGGCACAUGCUCGAUCUGCACAAGGAGUUCAAGCCCGGUGGGCAGUUGUUUGCGAAUCGCUGGAUGUUGACCAGUUUCACCAUGAACGAUUUCUACCUGGCGAGUAUGGUCUUGUGCCUCGCCGUGAGUAUGUGGAAGAGAAGGCACCCCGGCGAAAGCGUGGAAGGCCAGGCGGAUGAGAAAACGAGAGAAAUCCAUGCCUUGCUCACGGCGGCGUUUGGGCUUUGCGAGGAACUUGCUCCGACUAGUACCGAGGCAAAGCGCGUCGCGGAUGUGCUCAGGGUCGUGCUGGGACAGAUGGAUACAAAAGUGCCGUCGUCCAGUACGGUGGGAAGGACGACCACCGCCAGACAGGAGUCAGGAGCAGCAACUGGUGGAGGGGCAGGAGUGUUCGGUAUGUUCCCUGUCAACGAACAGCGUGGACCGCCACAUGGUCUAUCCCACCAGCCCGGCGAUGCGCCAGCUGUUUUCACGGAGGACCAAAACUUCAAUCUCGCUCCGUUGACGCUCAAUGACAAUGGCCGAGAUCCAGGGCCUUCGAACCUGUCGAUGCAGGCGCAGGCGCAAGACCCGAAUUACCACCUCGACGACUGGAACCCAGGACUCAACCCGUUCACUUCGUUCUUGCCAUUCGCGCCGGCCUUCCAAAACGUGAACCCGAAUCACUUGCAACCGCCGUACAGUACAACGGGCGGCGCGUCGUCGUCCGACUACCCCAGCGUCGGCAUCGACACCGCCAUCGACACCGACGGAACAGGAACAGGAACAGGAACCGCAACAGGCGGAUCUUCGAACCUAUCCGGUUCAGCGGUGGGACCGCAAGAUAUCGACAUGACCGGCAUCACUGGUAUGAACGCGAUGAAUAUGAAUAUGGACAUCGACUGGGCAUUUCUGGACCAGUGGAUGGCCCUGCCGAAUCCUACCAACGGGAUACCCCUGGCAGAGAAUCAGAUGCUGUUCGACAUGUCGAGUGUGCCGAGUGCGCCUUCUAAAGAUUCCUCCCAAAUACAACAACAGCCAGGGGGGGCCAGAGGGGGACUGAACGACAAUGGCGAAGCAUCCCAAAUACUGCCAGGGGGGUUAAGAUUACAAAACGACAAUGGUGUAAAUGGCUUGCUGAGUUCGAGCGCGAGCCAGCACCAGAGUACCUCCAUGGGCCACGGGCUAGAUCAGAUGCCAGGCUAUUGA
Molecule: messenger RNA, 2868 nt
Organism: Exophiala xenobiotica
Lineage: Eukaryota; Fungi; Ascomycota; Eurotiomycetes; Chaetothyriales; Herpotrichiellaceae
Exons: 1
Coding region: 1-2868 (955 amino acids)
Biological process (GO): regulation of DNA-templated transcription; DNA-templated transcription
Cellular component (GO): nucleus
Molecular function (GO): DNA binding; DNA-binding transcription factor activity, RNA polymerase II-specific; zinc ion binding
Source: RefSeq, a predicted model, not a curated record